Messenger RNA from Salvia splendens (bonfire salvia), 885 nucleotides. RefSeq names its product ubiquitin-conjugating enzyme E2 27. Lineage: Eukaryota; Viridiplantae; Streptophyta; Magnoliopsida; Lamiales; Lamiaceae. Bases 165 to 746 code for a protein of 193 amino acids. The transcript is spliced from 5 exons. Gene Ontology annotation, molecular function: protein binding. The record is from RefSeq and is a predicted model, not a curated record.
UAGUAAAUUCACAGUGCACAGCACGCUGUUUCUCUCCUCCUAUUAGGAAAGAGAGAAAGAAGCCGAGGUGGAGCAUAAAACCUUCACAAAACACCUCUCUAGGGCCUCAAUUUCACAUUUUUCAUUUUGAUUUGGGGAAAAAGUAUACGGAAAAACAUCGGAAAAUGGUAGAUUUCGGUAGGGUUCAGAAGGAAUUGCAGGAAUGCAAUAAAGACUUUGAGGUUUCUGGGAUAAAGGUCAGCCCUCAGGGUGACACUAAUCUCUCCCACCUGCUUGGUACAAUCACUGGUCCUGUUGGUACACCGUAUGAAGGCGGCACCUUCAAGAUAGACAUUACUCUGCCUGAUGGUUACCCUUUUGAGCCUCCCAAAAUGCGGUUUGCAACUAAAGUGUGGCACCCAAAUAUUAGCAGUCAAAGUGGUGCCAUAUGCCUUGAUAUCCUGAAAGACCAAUGGAGCCCAGCGCUGACUUUGAAAACAGCACUUCUUUCUGUUCAAGCAUUAUUAUCUGCUCCCGAACCUGACGAUCCCCAGGAUGCUGUUGUAGCACAACAGUAUCUAAAAGACUAUCAGACGUUUGUGGGGACGGCUCAUUACUGGACAAAUGCAUUCGCCAGAACAUAUGGUGUUGAGGAAAAGGUGCAGAAGCUUGUGGAGAUGGGAUUUUCUGAAGCUUUGGUGAGAAGUGCUCUCGAGAGUGUUGGUGGCGACGAGAACUUGGCUCUGGAGAAGCUCUGCUCCAGUUAAUAGAAGCUGCGCCAUAAGUUACUGCUCACUUGAUUCAGCAUCGAUAUAUUAUACUACUACUAAAACAAAAUUGUGGACUACAAAUUUUUACACUUUAAUGUCUAUUCCACGGUGAAGAAGUUGCAGUUGAUUAUUGUUA